GUAAAUUCCAUCGGAACUGGAAUUCCUCUCUGCUUAUCGAGGCGAGUUCUGCGCUGCUUCCUGGUUCCUCCAACAGGGAAGCGCGGUUCCUGUGUUUAUUGUAAGCAUUCGUUAAACUUCUCAAAAUCAACAACAAGAGGCAGUGAGGAGAUAAUCAAGAUUGUUAACACACCUGGUUGGGUGUAACCAUGGCUACUGGGGGUGAAGAUGACCCCUUGCAGAACGGCAGCCAGAAUGAAAACUCCGAGGAGUUACCCCCGAGUACUGAGGCGCAUGUAGUGCAGGAGACAGAGGAAGUCUUCUGCAGUUAUGUGUUCUUCCGAUACAACCAAGAGAUGGAGGAGGAGGGGGAGAAGCCACCCGUGGACCCAGAGAUCACGGCACUCCAACCUGACAAGAAUAAUCAGUUGUGUCGUGUUGGCCAGCAGUUGGCUAUUAUCGGAGAUGACAUCAACAGACGAUACGACCUCAAGUUCAAGAGGAUGCUGUCGCAGCUCGCCCUGACACCAGAGAAUGCGUACAACUAUUUCUGCAAGGUCGCCAAGAGCCUGUUCGACUCCGGGAUUAACUGGGGCCGCGUGAUCGCGCUGCUGAGCUUCGGGUACCGCUUGGCGCUGCACGUCUUCCAGCAGGGCAUAACCGGCUUCCUGACACGCAUAGCGCGCUUCAUCUGCGACUUCCUCCUGCGGAACCGCAUCGCACAGUGGAUCGCACAGCAGGGAGGCUGGGUGGCUGCCCUGGAGUUGGACAAUGUCUACCUGAAGUACAUGAUUCUGCUGCUGGGAGUCGUGCUUCUGGGCCAGUUCGUUGUCAAAAGGUUCUUCAGCUCCUGAUGGGGGUUCACGAAUCAGUGGCACCCCCUCAACUUUGACCUCUCAUCCUCGAGCUCAGGGACGGCAGGUGGGGGGUGGCGGGCAGGGACGGAGAGACAGAUGGAACUGAAGGAUAAGGUCCCAGUCACAAACAUGAAGGAAGACUGUGCAAAGCAUUUUAGAAUUGUUUUUGGUGAAAGGAAAAUUCAGAAAAAUGUGUUGUAUUUGUCAUUAGUACAUCUGAAGAAUGAUGUCUGUACCCCCCGCCUUCCCAUUGCAGGUGCUGCACUCACCCCAAUCGCUCCAAAUGCAUCUGCUUCCAGUUUUUCAGGGAUCAGUAUGUUUUGUUUGUUGAUUACUUAGGUGGUUUUUGUGGGGGGGGGGG
Megalops cyprinoides (Indo-Pacific tarpon) is the source of this 1197-nucleotide messenger RNA. Its product is annotated as bcl-2 homologous antagonist/killer-like. The transcript is spliced from 6 exons. Gene Ontology annotation, molecular function: protein heterodimerization activity; protein homodimerization activity. Gene Ontology annotation, cellular component: mitochondrial outer membrane. NCBI's taxonomy places the organism in Eukaryota, Metazoa, Chordata, Actinopteri, Elopiformes, Megalopidae. Bases 189 to 833 code for a protein of 214 amino acids. Gene Ontology annotation, biological process: intrinsic apoptotic signaling pathway in response to DNA damage; extrinsic apoptotic signaling pathway in absence of ligand; regulation of apoptotic process. The record is from RefSeq and is a predicted model, not a curated record.